Molecule: messenger RNA, 1322 nt
Organism: Hydra vulgaris (swiftwater hydra)
Lineage: Eukaryota; Metazoa; Cnidaria; Hydrozoa; Anthoathecata; Hydridae
Product: RNA-editing ligase 2, mitochondrial
Source: RefSeq, a predicted model, not a curated record
AAUCUAACGGUCGUUGUUUACAAACCAUGGUGCAAUAACAUAACAUAAAACUAGCGUUUUGCUUUUUAGAAUUAUUUUUAAAUCUAAGUUAAAUAAUAAUUUGAGUUAAGGACAAAGUAAAAAUGAUAUUCGAAGAGUAUGAAAAAAUGGCCGAUAGUAUUAAUAAAUUUAUCGGUUCUAGUGAAUUGGAAAAAACUUCUUGGAUUGUUUUAGAAAAAAUACACGGGGCAAAUUUCAGUUUUCAUACAGACGGCGAAUGGGUACAAAUCGGUCGUCGAAGAGAUUUCUUAAUGGAAGGCGAAAACUUUUUUAACCACAUUACCGCUAGUUUCAUGAAUGAUUACCCCGAGAAAAUGAAAACUAUUUACCGUAUGGUUGAAACAUCAACUGGUAAACAAAUCAAACAAGUUUCUAUCUAUGGGGAACUGUUUGGAGGUUACUAUUCCAAUGUACCGACAAACGGAAACCAAAAACCAAUACAAAAAGAAAUACAAUACUGUCCAGACGUCAGGUGGUGUGCUUUCGACAUUGGCUACAGGACACAAUUCGAAGAAGGGUUAAACGAGUAUUUGGAUCCUGAUGUUGCCAUGGAGAUUUUUAAAAGUCUUGAUAUAUUUUACUUGCAACCAUUAAUGAUAGGCACCAUGAGUCAAGCGUUAAAUUUCAAACUAGGAUUCGAUAGCACAAUACCAAAAUUAUUAGGAUUACCGCCUCUUCCAGCUGGAUCUAACAAAGCAGAAGGAGUUGUUGUAAAGCCGAUCAAAACAUUAAAAUGUCCAACUCGUCGAGGUGGUGAGGUCGAGAGAGUGAUCAUUAAAAUAAAGCUUCCAGAGUUUGAAGAAGAGAGAAAACAAACACUUCCUAAAGCUACUAAGCCUGUUAGCAAAUCAAAAAAAGAUAUAGUAUUGCAGAGAAUUCUUGCAAACGCAACACCUCAGAGAUUGACAAAUGCUAUAUCAAAAAUUGGUUUCCCGGACAAAGAAAAUCAAAAACUCAUCAUUAAUGAAUUCAAAACUGAUAUUUUUACUGACUUAUUUGCAAAUGAUGUAGAAGCCCACCAGCUUUGGGAAUCACUCGAAGAAAAACAACGUGAGAUCAUUGAGAAUGUUUUGAACCAGAAAACCUCUUCUCUUUUGAAACAAUAUAUUUUAAAUAUGAACAAAUAAUUUUUAAAAAAAUAUAAAAAAUUAUAGAUUCAUAAAUAAAGUUUUUAUAUAUUAAAGUAAAAAGUUUGUGACAAAUACAAAAAAUUAGAACUAUUAAUUAUUGUUAUAAGAAUUAUGUGAAAAACUAAAACUUUUUAAUAUGAAGUUUAAAAUAAC